Ornithorhynchus anatinus (platypus) is the source of this 1052-nucleotide messenger RNA. It is a transcript of the gene TMEM88, whose product is annotated as transmembrane protein 88. The transcript has 2 exons. NCBI's taxonomy places the organism in Eukaryota, Metazoa, Chordata, Mammalia, Monotremata, Ornithorhynchidae. The record is from RefSeq and is a predicted model, not a curated record. The coding region runs from base 1 to 546 and encodes 181 amino acids. Gene Ontology annotation, biological process: negative regulation of canonical Wnt signaling pathway. Gene Ontology annotation, cellular component: plasma membrane. Gene Ontology annotation, molecular function: PDZ domain binding.
AUGGGGGCCGACGGCCACGGGGCGGGCGGCCCGGCCCGGCGGCCUCCCCCGUACAGCCAGGACGGGCGGGGGGCUGGGGGUGCUCCGGAGGCGCGGGAGGCCCGGGAGCCGCUGGACUGCUGGGCUUGUGCGGUGCUGGUCACGGCCCAGAACCUGCUCGUGGGCCUCUUUAACCUGCUGCUGCUACUCACCGUGCUGGCCGCCGUCCUGCUGCCCGCCCUCAUCAUGCUCGGCUUCGGCUUCCUCUGCCACUCGCAGUUUCUUCACGCCCAGGUGCCGCCCUGUACCAAGCACCUGCGGGACCCCAGCUUCACGGCGCUGUUGGUGGUGGGCUUCAUCCUGCUGGUGCCCCUGCUGGUGCUCGCCCUGGCCGGCUACCGCCGCCUCUGCCGCCGCCUGCGCCUGGCCGACUGCCUGGUGCCCUACAGCCACGCCGUCUACCGCGGCCUUCCGUCCCCGCGCCCCCGGCCCCUUCGCCCGGCCGCCCUGGUGCCCGGCCCGCGCGCCACGCUCGACGCCCCCUCGGCGGGCAAGGUCUGGGUCUGACCGGGGGGCAGCGGCCGCUGCUGCCGUCGUGCGCUCACGCCCACCCACUCCCGGUGCCACCUGGCCAGCCUGGCAGAGGGGCAGACUGACCGAGACCAGGACCCGCUUCAGACAGAUGGGAGGAAACGGAGACGAAGAGGAGACAUCUGCCAGAUGUACCUAGAGAGGCCCAACUGCUAGCAGACCCUACUAUCCCCACCCCCAGACCCCCUAAACACUCCUUAUCAGGAUCCUGGCCGGGAGGAUCCAUCACAUCUGGCCCAAGACGUCAACGCUUGCGCGAACGAGGGUUACAGCUGCGACUGAAUUCUCCCACCCCUGGGGCAGCAGAACCAGACCCCCAGGCACCAUCCGCACCCCGGAGGUCCCCCCGAAAGAGGCUGCCCUUCUCUGCACGUUUGGAUCGGACUCCAGGGAAAGAGGUGGGACUGUGGGGUGGAAAGAAGGCUGGGUGAGGGUGAGGGGGGAGGAAGGGUUAAUAAUAAAGUAUCACCCACAUGUUCAAA